Puntigrus tetrazona (Sumatra barb) is the source of this 1378-nucleotide messenger RNA. RefSeq names its product rhomboid domain containing 2 (gene rhbdd2). The transcript is spliced from 4 exons. Lineage: Eukaryota; Metazoa; Chordata; Actinopteri; Cypriniformes; Cyprinidae. The record is from RefSeq and is a predicted model, not a curated record. Gene Ontology annotation, cellular component: membrane. Gene Ontology annotation, molecular function: serine-type endopeptidase activity. The coding region runs from base 110 to 1270 and encodes 386 amino acids.
UCUAACGCGGAAGUUGUGGUUCGAGUGCUGGGAACUAGUAUCUGAAACACGAAAAGGAUAAUAGCUUUUUAGAGUGUGUUGUAAAUGAUGCACAUUCUGCAUCCUGAAAAUGUAUAGCACUUCGAAAAGCUGGAAGAAGACGUUCGCAGAUUUUGCACCAGAUGUAGAGCUGACCUGUGGGGUAGCGAUUGUGAUCGUGCUGUCAUGUGUUUUCAGUGCCAUACCAUAUUACUUGGCUGUUUCAGAGCACUUUUUUAGUCUGGAGUCCAGUGCUGUCAUCAGCGGCCAUGUCUACAAACUCUUCACCUAUUUCCUCUACCACAAGAAUAUGAUGCUUUUAUUCCUAAGUGCCAUCCCGAUGGCAUUUCCCUGUAGCGGUCUGGAGCGAGGAAUCGGAACGGUCAGAUUUCUCUACCGGUCCCUCCUGCUGUCGUUAGUCUGUGGACUCUUACAUGUGCUGCUUGAGUCGCUGCUGUUCUCCCCGUCCAGUAGGAGCUCAGUAAAUGGGCUCAUCCCAUUAGCCCUGUCUGUCCUGGGAAUGAUGACCAUCAAUUCUGCUAUGCGGAAAGCGUAUAUUAUGGGCGUCAGUGUGCCUACCGCAUCUCUCCCCUGGAUUAUCCUAGUAAUUCUAACCCUAUUCUUUCCAAACACUUUUUUCCUUUGCAACGUCCUGGCCAUCAUUACAGGAAUGAUACAUGGAAAAGGAUGGUUUUCGUUAUUGGAGAUGUCAGAAUCUAGAGCUUCCGUCUUGGAGAAGAAGUUCCCUUUUCGCUUGCUAAAGCAGAUUCCCGGUGUCCAGUUCAUUCCUUCAUCGACGGAAGAGCGCAAAAAGCCCCUUGACCUCACAGACGCUCCUCCAGGGUCGUACCCUGUUCAGGCCUACACUCCAGUAAACGCCACAAACGGUCAAGUUAUAGGAAGCCUGCCCAACACAUUCGAUGGUUGGCCCGUCUCGCUGUAUCCUCAACAGCAAUACACAUUUACUUCACCUCACGCUGGAGUCGGCAUUGGUCACAAUCAUGGACAUGGACACGGUCAUGGUCACAGCCACGGGCAUCAUCAUGGACACAGCCAUCACACCGGCAGCCCAUGGAUGCCGAUGUCCCCAUACGCUCAGCAUCAAUUCAGGCCUCCAGUAAACUCAGGUCAGCCCUUCACUAAACUACCCCAGCCAGGACUGCCAUUUAUACCUCCCACCUCACAGUCAGAGCCUGGAGUGCCUGCUAUUCCCACAACUCCUCCUGGAGCCCCUGUGUCAUUGUCGUCCUAGAGAUCUAUUGCCUCAUCUGCAGUGCCAUUUGUUUAUUGGUCAUUUUAUACAGCUGCCCUUCUGCUAAAGAACAUUUUGUACCUUAAAUUAAAACCUCAAUGAUGUAAA